This is a messenger RNA of Haemonchus placei, 849 nucleotides long. The record is from the annotation of a GenBank genome assembly. Lineage: Eukaryota; Metazoa; Nematoda; Chromadorea; Rhabditida; Trichostrongylidae.
AUGUCUAACGAAUGGGACAACGAUUGGGGCGAUACUUCUCAAGCAACACAACGACAUAGUUAUGGAUUUCCGAGUUCUCCUCAAGACUUUAUGUCGGAUCCGAUGAUGAAGGCUGCUCAACAUUUUGGCGGACAGUUUGCUGAACAACAGAAAGAAAAGAUAUCCAAAUACCUGAAUACGUUCAAUCUCAAGUACUAUUUUUCUGUCGAUAACUCUUACGUUGGCAAGAAGCUUGGGAUCCUACUAUUUCCUUUCUUCCAUCGCGAUUGGUCUUUGAAAUAUGCUGGGUCGGAUGAUCCCGUGCCAGCUAAAGAUGAUGUCAACGCUCCAGAUCUCUACAUUCCCUUGAUGGCUUUCAUAACAUAUAUAAUAGUUUCUGGAUUCGUUCUGGGAACACAAGGACGUUUUUCUCCUGAAAUGUUAGGAAUUCUGACAAGUAAUGCUUUUAUAUGGGUGAUUAUCGAGAACAUAAUCAUUUUUGUGAGCAAGUAUGUAAUGAAUAUAUCGCAGAGCUUGUCAGUCUGGCACUCAUUGGCGUAUAGUACUUACAAGUUCUUUGGGAUGAUCAUCUGUCUGCUAAUGUUUAUGGCUGGUGGAAGGACUUUUUACUACUGCGCACUGGCUUACACCUCCCUGGCUCUUGUUUUUUUCUUGCUCCGCACAGUGAAGAAUUUUGUAUUUCAUUCUCAUCACUUUGGCGGUGAAGAUGGCCGAAAGCGGAAGCUUAUUCUCAUUCUCUUCAUUCUUGUGUCACAGCCACUCAUUAUGUGGUGGCUGACAAGGUCAGUUUUUUUUCUGUCGACAUUUGAAAAGUGUCCCUCGAGAAAUUAUAUUAUUGCGAUAGCCUGA